AUGGAGAAACGCAAUAGCUAUGGUAUCCCAACCGCAUUCUACCGCGGUGGAACCAGUAAGGCCCUCUUUUUUCAUGAAGAUGUCCUCCCUGCCCCGGGACCCGCGAGAGAUCGCUUGUUGAAACGAGUCAUGGGCUCUCCCGAUCCCCUCCAGCUGGAUGGUAUGGGUGGCUCCAAGGCCGUCACUUCAAAGAUUGCUAUCGUAAAGAAGUCCUCCCGGGAGAACAUUGAUGUCGACUAUACCUUUGCCCAAGUUGGAAUCGCAGACGACACCAUUUUUUACGGAGGCAAUUGCGGCAACAUUUCUGCGGCCGUGGGGCCAUUCGCCAUUGAAGAAGGCCUGGUCGAGUUCCGGCCCGGUGUCUCGCUUGACCCCCAGACCAGGUCGCAAGAGGUCCGCAUCUACAACACGGGAACGGAGAAGACAAUCGUAGCUCACGUCACUAUUGACGAGUCCGGCCUUUUUGUCUCCGACGGAACCCAGGAAAUUGCGGGCGUGCCGGGUCAAGGCUCGCCGAUCUUGAUGGAUUAUCGAUCGUCAACAGGAGCUACCCUAUCCAAAGGCAUUCUCCCCUCCGGAAAACCCACUGAUACAGUCAAAGUGGGAGGGCGAGACAUAGAGGUCAGCAUUUGCGACGUUGCGAACCCAUGUGUCUUUGUCAAUGCCAGUGACUUCGACAUCACCGGACACGAAAGUGCCGCCGAGUUGACCGCCAACAGUACAUGGAAGGCCAAUUGUCGGGAACUGCGAGGGAAAGUGGCGCAGCUACUUGGAUUAAUCGACGAUUGGGAAAAAUGGGACGCGAUUUCUCCAUUCGCACCGCUUCCCAUAUUUGUGACACCACCCCAAGAUCCGUCCAUUGGCCACAUUUCAGCCAGAUUGUUCCUGGAUAAGAUGUGUCAUGAGAGUAUGGCUGGGACUGGCGCCAUCUGUGCUGCUGCGUGUAGCCGUGUUCCUGGCACGGUGGUUAACAAAGUAAUCGGAGACGCCGCCGCGCUGGACAUUCUGAAUAUUAUCCAUCCUAUCGGGGUUAUGAGUGUGUAUGUCCAGACAGAGGCUACUCGGGACUCGGACGGGUUGCCGACAUUUCGCACACUCUCUUUCGUUCGAACGGCGCGGCGCAUCAUGGACGGGAAAGUAUACGUGCCCAAGUCCUUCGCUCCCCCUGAACCCGUCCGUGAAACACCCAAAACCGCCACUCCAGAAGCUACAAAAUUAUUGGCAGAGUUUGUAAAUCGAACAGGAUAUGAUGAUAUAGAUGAUUCAACCAAGAAAUACCUGAAGAAUCUUGUACUUGACUACAUUGGCGUCACCGCCGUCGCUACACGCGAAGCCGAGUCCACGGCACCGGUAUGUGAAGCCAUUUCAAGGCUUGAUAAAAAUGGAGGGAACUAUACUGUGAUUGGCAUGGGUCAAAAAUGGAGUGGCCAGUACGCUGCUCUAUUGAACGGGUUCCUUGGCCACUCUCUCGACUUUGAUGAUACGUACGCGGACGGGUUUCUCCACGCAGGCGUCACCACCAUUGCGGCUGGACUGACUGCUGCCGAACAUGCCGAUAUUAAAAGCGAGGUCUUUCUCGCCGCAUUGGCCGUGGGCUACGAAGUAACGUGCCGCAUCGGCAGAGUCCUUGGAGAGGCGGCCUACUCUCGGGGGUUUCACAACACGGCCACUGCGGGAAUCUUUGGGGCCGUUGCAACCCUUGCGAAAAUUAAAGGUCUUUCUUCAUCGGUGAUUGAGACGGCAUUCGGUCUGGCUGGGUCGAAAGCAGCUGGAUCAAUGCAGUAUCUCGAGAAUGGGUCUUGGAACAAGCGCUUGCAUCCGGGCUUUGCGAUCCACGACGCUUGGCUGUGCGUGGAACUGGCAGAAGCUGGGGUGGUCGGUGCAACAAAAAUUCUGGAAGGCAAAUUUGGGUUUUUUAAUGCAUAUUCACCGGCAAAAGUGGACUAUGCAAAGCUUCUUGAUGGGCUCGGCACUGAAUGGGCCUUUCUCAGUACAAUCUGGAAGCCAUUUCCAGCGUGUCGGAUGACCCACGGACUCAUCAUCAUGAUCGACGAUAUCCGAUCAAGGGCCGCGGGGAAGGAAGUCCGAUCCAUUACAGUCAACCUACCGACGUAUCAAGUGCAGAUAGUUGGCGCCCCGGCGCCAAACAAAGUGCAUCCGCAAAACAUUGUGGACGCUCAGUUCUCCGCAUACUAUCAGGUUGCCCUGGCAUGGCUUCAUGGCGGGUUUACAGGCUGGUCUGGGUACAAACGGCUACAUGAUGCCGAUAUUCACGCCUUGACGGAUCGAAUUACAGUCGUGCCCGAUCAGAAGCUAGGUCACUACGGCCAACGAGUCACCGUAGAGUUCUCAGAUGGUCUUGUCGAGACAAAGGAGAUAACCCGGGAUGAUGAAGCAGGCGGGUUUUCGCAUGAUAAUAUAGUAGCAAAAUACCUUGGGCUUGCGGCGUCUAUUUAUGGAGAGGAUCAGGCACAGCAAAUAAAGGAACUCGUCUACAACAUCGAGCAGCAUGAUGUGAGGGGGCUGAUGGCACUGCUCAAGUAG
Messenger RNA from Talaromyces atroroseus, 2544 nucleotides. RefSeq lists its product as hypothetical. The record is from RefSeq and is a predicted model, not a curated record. Gene Ontology annotation, molecular function: lyase activity. Bases 1 to 2544 code for a protein of 847 amino acids. The transcript has 2 exons. Lineage: Eukaryota; Fungi; Ascomycota; Eurotiomycetes; Eurotiales; Trichocomaceae.